AUGACAAACGAUGGCUUCCGGGACUUCAUGUAUUAUUCGCCCUUGACGCACGUGAUCGCCCAGCUGGCAAAGACGGGGGAGGUGCGCCCCACCACGGACGUGCUGAUCGUAAACCCCAACGAUGGCAUCGGCUGGCACCAGGACAAUCAGAAUGGUCCCAUCGAGUCGGAUUAUGCUAUUCGCUGGUGGGUCGCCAUGGACAAGUGCGGGGAGAACAAAGUCGGUGUGCCAGAAUACCUGAUCGGCUCACAUCGCAACACCUCCGUAUCUGAUGCCGUCGCUGUAGAUGUCACCUCAGGCGACCUUGCACAGUUUAGCAAAUGCACGGACUACGUGGUGGAGCCCGGCGACCUCAUCGUCUGGAACACACGGUCCAUCCACAGAAUCC
Symbiodinium necroappetens is the source of this 388-nucleotide messenger RNA. NCBI's taxonomy places the organism in Eukaryota, Dinophyceae, Suessiales, Symbiodiniaceae. The record is from the annotation of a GenBank genome assembly.